This is a messenger RNA of Lemur catta (Ring-tailed lemur), 3730 nucleotides long. RefSeq names its product membrane magnesium transporter 1 (gene MMGT1). NCBI's taxonomy places the organism in Eukaryota, Metazoa, Chordata, Mammalia, Primates, Lemuridae. Gene Ontology annotation, cellular component: Golgi apparatus; EMC complex; early endosome. The transcript is spliced from 4 exons. Bases 342 to 737 code for a protein of 131 amino acids. The record is from RefSeq and is a predicted model, not a curated record.
GGCCCGCGCUCAUUUGCUGGCGCCCUUCCUCCCCGCUUCCCAUUGCUCCCGCUUUCGCCUCUUCGUUUACGCCCUCCGCUCAGAUCCGCCCCUCCCAGAAAGGCUGCACAGUGUAGGCUCAUAGGCUCUAGAGGACCUUUUUCCCUGUCGCUUUCCCUUUCUUCCCGGCAUUCCUGUUUCCGCUCUCUCACGGCCGUCAGGUUUUUCCACCGCUGAGGCUCUUCGCGCAUAGGGCUUCGGUGACGUCAUCUUUCUGCGCCGCGCGGACACCCGCGGGUGGAAGAAGGAACGGCUACGACGCCCUUCGUUUUUUUUUGUCGGGCUGCAGCUCCUUCGGAAUCAUGGCGCCGUCGCUAUGGAAGGGGCUGGUGGGCAUUGGCCUCUUUGCCCUAGCCCACGCCGCCUUUUCCGCUGCUCAGCAUCGUUCUUAUAUGCGAUUAACAGAAAAGGAAGAUGAAUCACUGCCAAUAGAUAUAGUUCUUCAGACACUUCUGGCCUUUGCAGUUACCUGUUAUGGUAUAGUUCAUAUUGCAGGGGAGUUUAAAGACAUGGAUGCCACUUCAGAACUAAAAAAUAAGACAUUUGAUACAUUAAGAAAUCACCCAUCCUUUUAUGUAUUUAAUCAUCGUGGUCGAGUACUGUUCCGGCCUUCAGAUUCAACAAAUUCUUCAAACCAAGAUGCAUUGUCCUCUAACACAUCACUGAAGUUACGAAAACCCGAAUCACUGCGUCGUUAAGAUUUUUACAAAUUAUAAUAACAGGACAGGACAUAGAGCUGGAAUAUUGGAGUUUGGAGUAUAAAACACUCCCCCCAUCAGUAUUUAUACUGAUCUUUCAGACCUAAUUAAAAAAAAACUACAGCCCUUGUUUGUACACUGUUAAUCAAAUCAUUAAUACAGUAUAAGUUAUCUGUGGAAUGAGUUUUUGGUAUUUCAUAUAGAGAAUGAAUUUUUUUUUCAUUUAAAACAAAUUAAUGUCCUUUGUAAAAGCCCCUGUUUUGAACACAUUUUCUUAGAAAAUGUUGGUGGUUUUUGUGAUUAUUUAUUUUCUUAGAUUUCUUUUGCACUACAGUUUUUAGAAUCCUUUUAGAAAUACUGUGUGACUACUGCAUUUUGCAGCAUGAAUUAUAGCAAAAUUGUCUUCACUUCUCAAUAUAUGAACUUCCCUAAUGAGACCAAAAUGGUGACUUACCAGUUUUUCUUAUGUCCCCUAAAAAGUGGCUCUGCUUUGGCAGAUACUUGCCAGCUUUUAGUUUAUCAUGACUUCUCACCCGAUCCCACUCCUAUAUAACUUCUAACAUCAGCUGUCUUGUUUCAUCACUUCUGAGAUUCUGUGUGCAGUGGGUAAUUUUGUGUCAGAAAUUCUUUGUUGUAGCAAGUAUAUUUAACAAGCUCAAUUUGCUGUAAAGCUACUUGUGUUACUUCAUUUAUCUGUAAAAAUUUCCCCUAAUUGAUUAUGUGUAAAAGUAGUUGAAGAUAGACCAAAAGAACAUUUGUGAUUUCAUUAUCCUGCCUAUGUAAAAGAAUGGUAAUCACUGAAGAAAACUGAUUACUUUUCAUUAGCCAGUUUAACUUAUUCAAAGUCUCUGUUGGUUUAUUUCAUACUGAACUAGUGAAUUAAUGAAAAUAAGGAAACUUUUCAUUAAUCUAAAGGAAGAAUUCAAGGAAUUGGGCCAAAUAUGUUCUAAAUAUUUGGAACUGAUAUAUUUAAUUUUUUAGAAAAUUAAGGUCAUUUAACAAUUGUUUUGUAGCUUCUGAUUUAUAGCAGGCUUAGUUUUCCAUCUUCACUGUGUGGUGCUGAAGUGAAGGUGAGGAUGAUGAUACAGAGUUGAAUUUUUUUUGAAACAGUAAUUUUACUUUCAGGGAAAUGUGGCUAGCUCUUUGAGCUAGAAAGCUGCAGGAGGCUCGGCAUUUCCUUGUAGAGAACAUUGCUUUUGCUGAAUUGUUCAGGUAUGAAAACAUUGCUUUUGUUGAAUUGUAUAGGUGUAAAGGGAAUAAUUGUAUGCAGGUUUGAAAAGGAAAUGUGCUUUAGGCACAAAAAAGUCAUAAGAUGCCCUUAUACUUGAUGGCAUUUUUUCCUAUUAGAAAGGAACCUCAGCUCUUAUAUUCUGCCUGGUAACACAUAGCCUCAAAGCACAAGAUUAUUUUGUCAUUGGGUUUUUAUUGUUGUUUAGUUUAGUUUUGUUUUGUUUUACCAACCCAAUCUGUCUGUGAAACACUGACUCUGCUCUCUAAUGAGAACAAAGUUAGAAAUCUGCUGAUAACCUAAAAUGAUUUAGAAAUGAGUUAAAAAUAUGAAAUCAUGGGUUAAAGUAACGAUAAUUAAAACUGUGUGAGAAACAAGCUCCUACUUAUCAGGCUGGUCUACAGUUUCCUCAAGUAUGACUUGAUUUGGAAGAGCCUCUUGUUUUCUUUUUUGGGGUUGUCUUCCUUUCCUAAUAUGUAUUUGUAAUGAUGUUAUUGAGCUGUAACUCACCCAAUUAAAGGGUACAAUUCAAUGGUUUUUAGAAUAUUGACAAAGUUGUGCAACUAUGACCACAAUCAAUUUUAGAACAUUACCCCAAGAAGAAGCCCCAUACCCCUUAGCAGUCACCUCUUUUUUCCUUCCAAUGCCCUCCAGCCCCUGGCAACCACUAAUCUACUUCUGUCUCUGUAGGUUUGCCUAUUGCUAUCACUUCAUAUAAACAGAAUUCUAUAAUAUCUGGUCUUUUGUGACUUGCUUCCCAAAUAGGUUUUCUGUGUGAAGUGAGAAAUUCUUCUCAUCUUGAGAAUGCUUAUUGCUAUGAAAGGGAGUGGUUGGUAAAACCAAUAGAUUUAAGGAGGGAAAGCCAGAUACCUAACAGGUUUCUCAGUUAAUCUUAUGCUGAAUAAUUUUUCCUUGUAGCCAAGCAUUCAUAAUAUAUUAUAAUAUUUUGGCUAAGCCAGAGGCGGAGAGUUGCUUAAGGCCAGGAGCUCAAGACCAGCCUGGGCAACAUAACAAGACUCCGUCUCUAAAAAACAAAAAAAUAAAAAUGGCCAAUCUUUAGAAUGGUUAAUGAAAUUCUUUGCCUGGUCAGGAAAGAAAGUCCUGCUAAAAAUGAUGCCAAAUAAUUUGGCAGGUAAUUGACAUAGUCAAGUGUGUCUACCUUUGUUAGCAGCUUGUAUACCAGGUGAACUCCUCAAAUUUCUUUUUAAUUGACUCCAGUGAAUUUUUGCUGUCUUUUUCAACUAUGUACCAUAGGACUAGAAGUGAUUUGGGUGCAUUGUAACACUGCUAAAUGUACUAAGUACAGAAUUUUAUUUGCAGUACUAUGAAAGUCUGUUACUGCCUAGGGUAGUUCAAAACAUAUAGUGAUUUGAGCUAGUUAACCCUGAGGUUGACAUGAUUUCAGUGACAUUUCGAAGUGUGUACCAAUCAAAGCUCUCUCAAAUACAGGAAGACUCACUUUUAACCAAGGAACCUGCUGAAUACUAUGGGCUAAUGGCCCAGCUGCAGAACAUGCAGAUCAGUGUAUUGGAGACUAUUAUGCUUUGUAACUCCCUAAUGAUUGUUUCCUAAUCAUUGUGGCUUAUUUCUGAAUGGCAUGACAGCAUCUUCUGGUUGUACGUGACCUGUUUCCAUGAUGUAUUGAGUAGUGUUGUUUGUUGUGAGCAUUGAUGCCUGUAACACCAAGCUAAACACAUUUUUUUGGAUAUGUUUCCUCUCCAAAUGACCUUGCCCUGUCCAAUAAAUGAAUGAUUGUCUCACCCUG